UUUUCACAGUAGACUUUGGCUUAGUUAUGGUUUAAAAAUUACUCUUGUAAAGAGCUGCAAAGCGUAUAUAUAGAUUCCUCUAGCUUAGUAAUUCUAGGAUUACACUGCCACUGAGCUAGGAUUGACAUCAAGGACCAUCCUUGUUCUGUGCCUUGUGUAAAGUUAGUGUUUAGUAAAUACUUUUUGAUUGACUUGAAGAAAGAUGCCAUUCCAGAAGCAGUCAAGUGUUCUUCAUAAAUUCAAGGGGAUCCUCUAUUCUACUAUGUGUUCAGAAGAACUUCUAAAGUCCCUGGAUUUUUUCAAUGCAAGAGAAGAUGAUGUGUUUCUGGUGUCCUACCCAAAAUCAGGUACUCACUGGGUUGCAGAAGUCAUUGAGAACAUUCCCAAUGUUAGCAUGAGUCUAACAUCUCCUAUUGAGUUGGGAGACAUUUCUAAAUUUGAAGAGCUAAACAUGUAUCGUAAGAGAAGAGUUAUUCCAACACAUUUGAGCUACAACAUGCUACCUAUGAAUAUCAAACAAAAACAAUGCAAGAUUAUCUACAUUGUCAGGAAUCCAAAGGAUACAGCCGUUUCUUUAUUCCACUACUACAGAGAUAAUCCCAAUCUCCCUGGCAUUGAAACCUGGGCUGGAUUUCUAGAGCUUUUCCUAAGAGGGGAUGUUGUAUAUGGAUCCUGGUUUGAUCAUGUUUUAAGCUGGGAAGAACACAAAAAUGACAAAAACAUUCUAAUUAUAUUCUACGAAGAAAUGAAGAAAGAUCUUUCUAAAAGCAUAAAGAAAAUAAUUAAUUUCCUUGGUAUAAAUGUGAGUGACAGUGAAAUUAAUAAGAUUACUCGGAAAACAUCAUUCAGUGAAAUGAAAAAUAAUGCAGCCAAAGAAAACUGUGAUCCAAAUCAUACCAUCUGUGCCCUCACAACUAAUAGGAACCUGGUAUUUAGGAAAGGAGCGGUGGGUGAUUGGAUAAACUACUUUACUUCAAAGCAGAAGAGAGUAUUUGAUGAACUAUUCACAGAGAAAAUGAAACACAGUGAACUAGCAAGACAUUUUGAAGAUUCCUCUUAAUAUAAAUGGAAAAUGAAGCCACUUUCCGUUUUAUGUGAUGCAGUACUCGGGGAAUACAUAAAUAUAUUUUACCAAUGUGAAAGCAGAUAUUUCUUUCAGUGAGAAACGGACACUUCCUGAAUGUGUCAAAGGUUUCAUGUAUGAGAGACUGUUAUUAACAUAUUUGGUGAUAGCAGAGAAUUAUUAACAAGAGGAAGUUUACAAUCUUGGAAUGGCUGAAUUAUAUAUCUGCUUUCAGGAUAUUCAUAAGGAAAGGAGAUUAUUUCUAUUCAGGGAGAACAUAUUACUGUGGGUGUUCUAUAAACUGCAUUAAUGUACAACAAAAGUGGAGAAGGAUUGUGUAAAAUAACAAAUG
Molecule: messenger RNA, 1415 nt
Organism: Panthera uncia (snow leopard)
Lineage: Eukaryota; Metazoa; Chordata; Mammalia; Carnivora; Felidae
Product: sulfotransferase 6B1-like
Exons: 6
Coding region: 203-1060 (285 amino acids)
Biological process (GO): sulfation
Cellular component (GO): cytoplasm
Molecular function (GO): sulfotransferase activity
Source: RefSeq, a predicted model, not a curated record